AUGUCAAUGGAACCUCUGGACGGUGAAAAUCAAAAGAAACGAGUUUGUUAUUUCUUCGACUCGGACAUUGGAGGUUUCCACUAUGGCCCUGGACAUCCUAUGAAGCCCACGAGAAUACGGAUGUGCCAUUCCUUGGUGAUGAAUUAUGGCUUGUACAAGAAGAUGGAGAUAUUCCGGGCAAAACCCGCGACAAAACGCGAGAUGACCCAAUUUCAUUCGGAUGAGUAUGUCGAUUUCUUGAGCAAAAUUACUCCCAGUAAUAUGAACUCGUUCGUACGAGAACAACAUAAAUACAAUGUUGGAGAUGAUUGUCCUGUAUUCGACGGAUUAUUCGAUUAUUGCUCGAUAUCUGCUGGUGGAUCUAUGGAGGGUGCUGCGCGGUUAUCUCGAGACAAGUGUGAUAUUGCAGUAAACUGGGCUGGAGGACUUCAUCACGCGAAAAAGAGUGAGGCGAGCGGAUUCUGCUAUGUCAAUGACAUUGUAUUGGGUAUACUUGAGUUACUACGAUACCACAAACGUGUUUUGUACAUCGACAUCGACGUACACCAUGGAGAUGGUGUGGAAGAAGCGUUUUACACUACAGAUCGCGUUAUGACCUGCAGUUUUCACAAAUAUGGAGAAUACUUCCCUGGAACAGGUGAACUACGAGAUGUAGGUGUAAUCAAGGGGAAAUACCACGCGCUCAACUUCCCUCUACGUGACGGAAUCUCGGACGAAAAUUACAAGUCUGUUUUUGAGCCGGUCAUUAAACAAGUAAUGGAAUCAUACGAUCCGUCCGCGAUUGUUCUGCAAUGUGGGACGGACUCUUUAUCUGGUGACAAACUCGGUUGUUUGAACUUGUCCAUGAAAGGACACGCAAACUGUGUCAAGUUCGUCAAAUCCUUCAACAAGCCACUGUUACUUCUUGGCGGAGGUGGUUAUACGAUGCGGAACGUUAGUCGAGCAUGGGCCUAUGAGACUGGCCUUGCUGCUGGGGUGGAACUUGGCCCUGAUAUACCGGUGAACGAAUAUUACGAGUACUUUGGACCUGACUAUCAGCUCGAUGUGAAAUCGUCAAACGCCGAUGACUUGAACACACCAGCAUAUCUCAACCGGGUGAAGCAGAUUGUGAUGGAGAAUUUGCGGCAUUGCGGCGGGGCGCCCAGCGUACAGAUGACAGAUAUCCCUACCUUGCCCAUUGACGCAGAAAUGGACGACCCAAACGCAGAUGAAGACUUGAUCCCUCGAGACACUCGACGCUCACAACGACUCCUAGACUCCCGAAUCCAAAAUGACGGAGAACUUUCCGACUCUGACGACGAAGGCGAAGGUGGGCGUCGGAAUCAUGCCCGACAUCGAGACUCGGACAGCGUAGAAAGCGGAGGCGGAAUCUCCGGACGUAAAUACGGUCUCGGAGCGGGGAUUAUGCAUACAAGCGCAGCUCCGACGCAUGGUGCAGGGCCUAGUGGACAUGUUACGAACGUACGAGUGUUUUCGACUCCGAAGGCGUCAUCGAUGGAAGUGGAUACUCUCUCUCUGCCUGCUGAGAUUGAGGAUGUGGAGGUAAAGAUGGAGAACGGAAGCGAAGGAGGGGGAAGGGAAAAAUCCGACUCAAUGGAUAUCGAUUCCUCUUCAGCGACAACACCCGCUGAAAUUGCAUCUGAAGCACCGCUAGGUUCGACAUUGAAUUUGAGCUAG
This is a messenger RNA of Lentinula edodes (shiitake mushroom), 1677 nucleotides long. RefSeq names its product histone deacetylase complex, catalytic component RPD3. NCBI's taxonomy places the organism in Eukaryota, Fungi, Basidiomycota, Agaricomycetes, Agaricales, Omphalotaceae. The transcript is spliced from 13 exons. The record is from RefSeq and is a predicted model, not a curated record. The coding region runs from base 1 to 1677 and encodes 558 amino acids. Gene Ontology annotation, molecular function: histone deacetylase activity.